Oldenlandia corymbosa var. corymbosa is the source of this 576-nucleotide messenger RNA. The record is from the annotation of a GenBank genome assembly. Lineage: Eukaryota; Viridiplantae; Streptophyta; Magnoliopsida; Gentianales; Rubiaceae.
AUGUGGUCUAACAUUGCAUUUUUCGAGAUGAGAAACGGGUUCUUUGACCGUGCCCGGAAAGUGUGGCAGAGGAUUGUCGAGGUUUUUCCUCAAGUUGAUGAGCUGUGGCGUAGUUAUAUUCGCAUGGAAGAAGAAAUGCUCGGAAAUGGUGUCGGAGCUCGGCAGAUUUUUGAGGACUGGGUGACCCGGGAACCAGGCAAACAAAUCGGGUGGUUAUCCUAUGUUAAUUUUGAGUUGAGGCAUAAGCAAAGUAGAUCGAGCUCGCCUGAUCUUCCAGAGUUUGAAACCAAGUAUGGCGACAUCGCUCGAGCGCGAACCUGUUUCGAGAAGGCAGUGGAUCAGGUGAUGGCAAUGAAAGACAAUGUUGAUGAGGAAGCAGCAGAGAAGUUGUUUCUUGCAUAUGCGGAGUUUGAGGAGGAGAAAUGCAAAGAUGUCGAGAAAGCCAGGCGUAUUUACCAAAUUUCCCUUGAACAUUUCUUACACAAGGGGGUAAAAGCCGAGAAAUUGUGUAGCAAGUUUGUGGCAUUUGAGAAGCUGUGUGGAGGAGGAGACAGAGAAGGUGAAGAUGCUAUUUGA